Molecule: messenger RNA, 681 nt
Organism: Trichoderma aggressivum f. europaeum
Lineage: Eukaryota; Fungi; Ascomycota; Sordariomycetes; Hypocreales; Hypocreaceae
Exons: 2
Coding region: 1-681 (226 amino acids)
Biological process (GO): mitochondrial respiratory chain complex IV assembly
Cellular component (GO): mitochondrial inner membrane
Source: RefSeq, a predicted model, not a curated record
AUGAUAUCGCGAAUCGCGAGCCGCAGGCUGUGUGCCGCGGCAUCUCGGCGGGCCGGCAGCAGCAGCAGCAGCAGAAGCGGUGAGAGUGUUGGUCAGAAUGCCAGAGCGGCGCAGAGACGGUGGAUGACGCCUGCGCCGAAGCCCGGCGACGGGCCCAUGAUGUCGAGACGAGCCGAUCGCGAGCUUCCCGACGUCGGCCAAGUCUCGCAAGGCUGGCGCCGCACCAUGCCCAUCUUCCUCGCCGUCGUGGCCGUGUGCUCCGUCACAAUCUUCAACUACCAAAAGUCCUCGUCGCCCAUCAUCUCGUCGACGCUCUACGCGCUGCGCACCUCCCCCGAGGCCAACCGCCUGCUCGGCGACGAGAUCUACUUCAAGCACCAGAUCCCCUGGAUCAGCGGCGAGAUGAACCAGGUCAAGGGCCGCAUCGACAUCAGCUUCUCCGUGCGCGGGUCGCGGGGCGCGGGCGUCAUGCGCUUCGCCAGUCAUCGGCCCUCGAGCAAGGCGCUCUUCGAGACGACUGAGUGGAGUUUGACGCUGGAGGACGGGACAAGGGUGGAUUUGCUGGAUGGCAAUGAUCCGUUUAGGGGAUUGUUGGGCGGUGAUGAUGAUGAGGAUGAUUUGCCGUUGGUGGAUGAUGAGUCGACAAAGGGAUUUAGACAGCAGGGUGCGUUCAACAGGUGA